AUGGGCGACGCCGCUCCGCAGACGACGACCCUGGUGUUCACGUACGGGACGCUGAAGCGCGGGUUCUCCAACCACCGCCUCCUGGAGGAGCUCUCCGCGAGCGGGGACGCCACGCUGGUGGGCCCCGCGGUGACGUCGGUGCGGCUGCCGCUGGUGUGCGGUCCCUACCGGGUGCCGUUCCUGCUGAACCUCCCGGCGGCAGCUGGCGGGGCCGCGCACCGCGUGCGCGGGGAGGCGUACGCGGUGACGGCCCGCGGGCUGGCGCGGCUGGACGAGCUGGAAGGCGUGGCCACGGGGCACUACGAGCGCCUGCCGGUGGAAGUCGAGGUCAAGGUCGAGGGGGGCGCGGAGGGGAGAAGCAGGGUGGUGGAGGCGAUCGCCUACUUCGCGCACCGGAGCUACGCCGGCGACCUGUGGCGGCGCAGCGGGGAGGAGGGCGUCCCCGAGUACACCCACGGCGUGGCGGCUGGGUAUGUCCGGCGCAAGGACCGGCCGCAGGGGCAGACGUUCCUGGAGCAGAUCCGGGUCUUCGUCUCCUCCCAAUCAUCCUAG
Messenger RNA from Miscanthus lutarioriparius, 552 nucleotides. The record is from the annotation of a GenBank genome assembly. NCBI's taxonomy places the organism in Eukaryota, Viridiplantae, Streptophyta, Magnoliopsida, Poales, Poaceae.